Messenger RNA from Micropterus salmoides (largemouth bass), 3503 nucleotides. RefSeq names its product kinesin-associated protein 3-like. Gene Ontology annotation, cellular component: axoneme; kinesin II complex; ciliary transition zone. NCBI's taxonomy places the organism in Eukaryota, Metazoa, Chordata, Actinopteri, Centrarchiformes, Centrarchidae. Gene Ontology annotation, molecular function: kinesin binding. Gene Ontology annotation, biological process: microtubule-based movement; cilium organization. Bases 168 to 2498 code for a protein of 776 amino acids. The transcript is spliced from 20 exons. The record is from RefSeq and is a predicted model, not a curated record.
AGGAAGGAAGAACUCCCAUGUUUGUAGUCCAGACUCUCUUGGUGUUUUGACAGAGGUGCUAGCGAUUAGCACACGGAUUUUUACAUGGUCGUGAUUUGGAGGGGAUUCAUUAAAUGUAUUCGAGCUAUUAAAUUCCUUUAAAAUCUGAAACAUAAAAUUUGAGGAAGAUGCAGGAUGACGCGCGGUACCUCAAACGCAAAGUGACUGCAGGCAGUUUGGAUGUCCAUCCGACAGAGAAGGCUCUCGUGGUCCACUAUGAGGUGGAAGCGUCCAUACUGGGAGAGGGUGGAGGUCAUAUGCUGGGCGAACGCAAGGAGGGACAAAAAAUUAUCCGUGUGAAAAGUCUUUCUUCCAGUACAGAUGUAGGAGCUUUGGCCAAGAAAGUGGUGGAGGAAUGUAAACUCAUCCCUCCAUCCCGUUUGCCUCAGGUGGAGCAGCUCCUCUACUACUUGCAGAACAGGAAAUCAUCCCCGGUGGAGGGCAAAAUGGAGAAGAAAGAGAAAAGAUCUGUGAAACCCAGAGAGCUGACACCGUUUGAAGGAAUGGAGUUAAAUGAGGAAGCCAGUAUAACCAAAGUGGAGGAGUAUGUUGAACUGCUCUAUGAAGGCAUCCCAGAAAAGAUCAGAGGCUCGGCUCUCAUUCUGCAGCUCGCCCGCAACCCUGAUAACCUGGAGGAGCUGCUACACAAUGAAGCAGCUCUGGGUGCUCUGGCCAGAGUACUGAGGGAGGACUGGAAACAGAGUGUAGAGCUGGCCACCAUCAUUGUUUACAUCUUCUUCUGCUUCUCCAGUUUCUCCCAGUUUCACGGCCUGGUGACUCAUUAUAAAAUUGGCGCGUUGUGUAUGACCGUGGUGGAACAUGAGCUGAAGAGACAUGAUGCGUGGCGUGAGGAGCUGCGCAAGAAAAACAAGGCUUGCGAGUCAGCUCCAGAGAAUGGCUCUCUAAGGAGAGACCAAGACAAAGCUAUGAGGAAAUACCAAGGCCUUCUGGGUAAACAAGAACAGCUGCUCAGAGUGUCUCUUUACCUGCUGUUGAACCUUGCCGAGGACACCAGGACGGAGCUGAAGAUGAGGAAUAAAAACAUUGUUGGCCUGUUGGUCAAAGUUCUUGAACGGGACGACGAGGAGCUGCUGGUCCUGGUGGUUUCAUUCCUCAAAAAGCUGUCCAUCUUCCUGGAGAACAAGAAUGACAUGGCUGAGGUGGAUACUGUGGAACGAUUGGCUCGUUUGGUUCCCUGUGACCAUGAAGACCUGUUGAACUUGACUCUGCGUCUGCUGCUCAACCUCUCUUUUGACUCUGGACUCAGAGCCAAGAUGGUGGAAGUUGGACUGUUACCUAAACUGACUGCCUUGUUGGCAGGUGAUGAGAACAACCGUCAGGUUGUCAUGCGUAUACUGUAUCACAUCAGCAUCGACGACCGUUUCAAGGGCAUGUUUGUUUACACUGACUGCAUACCUCAGCUCAUGCAAAUGCUGUACGAGCACAGUGAGGAGGAAACUGAAGCUGAGCUCAUCUCCAUCUGCAUCAACCUGGCUGCAAACAAGAGGAAUGCACAUCUCAUGUGUGAAGGAAAUGGGUUGAAGAUGCUCAUGAAGAGAGCGCUGAAGAUGAAAGACUGCCUUCUGAUGAAGAUGAUCAGAAACAUCUCACAACAUGACGGAGCAACCAAACCGCUGUUCAUAGACUACGUUGGUGACCUGGCAGCAGAGAUCCGUGCAGAGGAAGAGGAGGAGUGGGUUCUGGAGUGUCUGGGGACGCUGGCCAACCUCACCAUCCCUGACGUGGACUGGGAGUUGGUGCUGAAGGAGUACAACCUGGUACCCUACCUCAAAGACAGGCUUAAACCAGGCUCAGCAGAGGAUGACCUCAUCCUGGAGGUGGUGAUAAUGAUCGGAACAGUUUCCAUGGAUGACGCCUGUGCCGCCAUGUUGGCUAAAUCUGGCAUUAUUCCUGCCCUGAUCGAGCUACUAAAUGCCCAACAGGAGGAUGAUGAGUUUGUGUGUCAGAUUGUCUACGUCUUCUAUCAGAUGGUGUUUCACCAAGCUACACGAGACGUCAUCAUCAAAGACACCCAGGCUCCUGCCUACCUGAUAGAUCUGAUGCAUGACAAGAAUGCCGAGAUCAGAAAAGUGUGUGACAACACCCUCGAUAUUAUUGCCGAGUACGAUGAGGAAUGGGGGAGGAAGAUUCAGUCGGAGAAGUUCCGCUUUCAUAACAACCAGUGGUUGGAGAUGGUCGAGAGUCGCCAAGCCGAUGAGUCUGAACCGUAUCUCUAUGAUAACGACGACAGGACUGAUCUGUUCUAUAGUGCAGAUGGAAUAACUCCUGCAGACGGUUCAGUCAGCCCGGAUUUCUUCAGCCUACAAACUCAAAAUGGAGACAUGCACCACACUGGAGAUGGCAACGAUGUCUUCGACCAGACCAGCUCAUCACCUGGGCGACCAGCUACUGCCUACGGCUUCAGACCUGAUGAACAACCCUUCUAUCAGUACUCAUAGACAAAUACACACGAUCCAUUCCCCGUCUACAUCCUGCAGGUCCACUGUAAUAUCCUUAGAUUGAAUUUUCACUUCUAGAAUCUCUCAUGACUGAAGGCAUCACAAGACAUUGAUCAUAAAGGCUGAAAUGCAUAAUACUGACACACAGAUUUCAAACUAGUUAUUAAAUAAACUGCACUUCCAUGCAGUCAGCUUUCAUUAACCAUUUCAUUCAGUCGCUAUUAUGUUAAACAGAUAAGUAGCUAAGUCUUCCUUACCCACUGGCUACAGUCUUCUUAUGGUGAGGUCCCAGUGGGUCAGCAAACAUUUUAAGAACAGGCUUACGUUUGUAAGAUUUUGCAUGUUUUCCCUUUCUAAUAAUGAAUAUAAUUCACUGAAAACAUUUAAUCAUUUAAAUGUGUUUUAGAUUCACCAGUUUGACUAAUUUAACACUAUGUAUACACGCUCAUUUUAUUGACAUGCACUACAAUGUACAUAAGUUUUUUUCAUCUGUGUCACUGUAAAAUAGGCACAUUGUUGACGGCGGUCCUUAAAACUUAGGGUACUUUCACACUGGCAGGAAGCAGACCAAAGACCUGUCUACCUGUAAAGUGGUCUGUACCGGAGAUGUUUGUUUUUUUAAUUCUUUUUUAUUCAACAUAUUUAUUUAUUGUCAAAAUUUAGUGCUGACAUUUCCCACAAUGCAACUAGGUGUGUUAUGCUAGUAGCUGCUAACGUAGCCUCAAGCAGAGAUGAGGUCUGGUAAUCUCAUUUCUUUCUAAGGCUACAUCCACACUACUACGUUUUUGUUUUAAAACCAAGCGAGAAGCUUCUGGUCUGAGACGUGAAUCCAAUGCGUAGGUCCCUUAAACCUGGAUUCUAUCGAACCCCCAGCAGGCGGCGACUCUUCUGGUUUCAAAAAGAAGUCCGGCUCCAUUAGAAAUAAUGUUAAAAUGACCCGACUUCUCUGCUGAUUUAUUCCCUCAGUAAACACUUUCCUGAUGAGUUUAUGGUCUCAGUCGCUAG